AUGACUAAAACUUAUUUUCUUACUGGCGCUAAUCGUGGUAUCGGACUUUCUAUGGCCAAGCAAUUGGCUGAAGAUCCCAAUGUGGAGCUCAUUUUAACCGCCAGAAACCCUACUGGUGCCGCAGAAUUGCAAGACUUGGCCAAAACCAACACUCGUGUUAAGCUCGUUCAAUUGGACGUGAGUGAUGAGAACAGUAUCAAGAAAGCUGUCGCAGAAGCUGCAAAAUUGACCGAUUCGAUUGAUGUCUUCAUCAACAAUGGAGCCAUUGGUCAAGCUUUUACUCCUGUCUUGAAGACACCAAAGGGGCAAUGGGUUAACCAUUACAACACCAAUGUUGUGGGACCAAUUCUUUUGCUCCAGCACAUCAUCCCGCUCAUCGAGAAGGGAAGUGAUAAAAGAAUUAUUUUCAUUUCUUCUUUGGUUGCCUCGUUAGGAACGACUCUUCCAAUCAACUUCUCUGCUUAUGGUCAAUCGAAGGCUGCUCUCAAUUACACCAUCAAGGACUUGGCUAAGGAAAUUGGAAAGGACGGUUUCACUGUUGUCGCUGUCCACCCUGGUGUGGUUGGAACCGAUAUGGGCCACGAUGCUGGUAGACUUCUUGCUGAGGAGGACCCAUCUUCUAGUGAAUUCUUCAAGCUGGCUGAAAUUAUUACUCCUGACAAGAGUGCUGAAAGUUUGAUUGACUUGUUCAAGGGUUUAACCACUGAGUCCAAUGGAAAGUUUCUCAGUUAUGACAAGUCUGAACUUCCAUGGUAG
Meyerozyma guilliermondii ATCC 6260 is the source of this 756-nucleotide messenger RNA. Its product is annotated as SDR family oxidoreductase. NCBI's taxonomy places the organism in Eukaryota, Fungi, Ascomycota, Pichiomycetes, Serinales, Debaryomycetaceae. The record is from RefSeq and is a predicted model, not a curated record. The transcript has a single exon. The coding region runs from base 1 to 756 and encodes 251 amino acids.